Echinops telfairi (small Madagascar hedgehog) is the source of this 1461-nucleotide messenger RNA. It is a transcript of the gene RHBDD1, whose product is annotated as rhomboid domain containing 1. Gene Ontology annotation, cellular component: membrane. The transcript is spliced from 5 exons. The record is from RefSeq and is a predicted model, not a curated record. The coding region runs from base 73 to 966 and encodes 297 amino acids. NCBI's taxonomy places the organism in Eukaryota, Metazoa, Chordata, Mammalia, Afrosoricida, Tenrecidae. Gene Ontology annotation, molecular function: serine-type endopeptidase activity.
CUGUCUGUAUUUUUCUCGGCAUCGCUGUAUCCACUUGGUUCCAUCACUGGGCACCUGUCCUGAGGUUGAGCCAUGCAGCGGAGAGCGCGCGGAGCCAACAUCGGUCUUAUUCUGCUUCUUUCUCAAGUCUUCCAUGUUGGGAUCAACAACAUCCCCCCUGUCACCCUGGCAACAUUGGCCCUGAACAUCUGGCUCUUCCUGAACCCCCUGAAGUCCCUGCAUAGCUCCUGCCUCAGCGUGGACCAGUGUUACUGGCAGGGAGACUGGCAACGCUUACUGCUGUCCCCCAUUCACCACGCCGACGACUGGCACCUGUACUUCAACAUGGCGUCCAUGCUGUGGAAAGGAGCCAAACUGGAGAGGAGGCUGGGCAGUAGGUGGUUUGCCUACGUCAUCAUUACAUUCUCUCUGCUCACGGGGGUGUUGUACCUGCUUCUGGAAUUUUCUCUCGCAGUGCUUAUGGAUGAACCCAACUUUCAAAGGAACUGUGCCGUGGGCUUCUCAGGCGUGUUGUUUGCUUUGAAGGUCCUCAACAACCAUUAUUGUCCUGGAGGCCUGGUCAGUGUCCUGGGCUUUCCCGUGCCCAACAGAUAUGCUUGCUGGGCAGAGCUCGUGGCGAUCCAUUUCUGCACGCCAGGGACUUCCUUCAUGGGGCACCUGGCCGGGAUUCUCGUUGGACUGAUGUACACUCAAGGGCCUCUGAAGAAAAUCAUGGAAACAUGUGCAGGAUACACUGGCUAUCAGCACCACGUCCCGCCGGGCAGGCCAGGCGCCUUUGAUGCCUCCCCCAGGAACUACGAUGCCUACACAGCAGGGCUGAGUGAGCAGGAACAGCUGGAGAGGGCAUUAAGAGCCAGCCUCCAAGACCGAGGGAAUGCCAGGAGUAACUCGCCGCCCUACGGGUUCCGCCUCUCGCCAGAAGAAGAAAUGAGGCUACACCGCCUUCAGAGAUUUGACAGCCACUGAAGUGGCAUCUACAUCCUGAGAGACCAUGGGCCAUCUGGGGAGUGAGUGUCCACCCCUGCGCUCCCCAGCCCCCUAGGCCGUUUGAACCAGAGCAGCGUUCACCAUCAUCUCCCAGAUGUCCCCACCUGCCGGGGACCCUGGCUCUCGCCCCCUGCAAGCCAGGAUCUGGAAGCCGCUGCCUUCUCUUUCUGGGCCCCUCAAGGAGGGCCGGCGCCCACACCCCCUGUCCCCCUCUGCCUGCCCCUGAAGGGCCACAGGCCGGCUUUGCAGUUGUGUGUUCGCCCCUUGCUGGGCCCGACGGGCACCAUGUUUGACUUGGUCCCCUGGGCCUCCUGGCACCUGGCCACAGAGACUUUCUGGGAGUGGCAUGGGACUCCUGUGUAGUCCCAGUGUGCUCCACCCUGGUGGCAUAAUGUGUAGCUCACUGGGUUGCAAACCCGAAGGCCUGCAGUUCAAAACCACCAUCUGUUCCUUGGGAGAAAGAUGGGCCUUUCU